Molecule: messenger RNA, 2571 nt
Organism: Drosophila rhopaloa
Lineage: Eukaryota; Metazoa; Arthropoda; Insecta; Diptera; Drosophilidae
Product: transient receptor potential cation channel protein painless-like
Exons: 2
Coding region: 1-2571 (856 amino acids)
Source: RefSeq, a predicted model, not a curated record
AUGGCACUACUCACACCAGGCUCCCGGAAAUUCAUAGAGGCCUGCAUCACACACGGCAAAAAGGGCGACAACUUGAGUAGUGAGGAAGGAGAGGAUCUUGAGCACCCGUCCAUAGUCCACUUUGCCACCUAUUCACUAGAUCCUUGCAACCUAGAGGCACUCUUAAAAACAAAGCCCAACAUGAACGAAAAGUUCAGAGGAGGGACCCCACUACACUGGAUAGUCUUUGAAUUGACGGAGGAGAACGAAUGCGUGAUGCGAGUCUGCAUAGAGUUGCUGUUUAAGUAUGGAGCCUCACCGAAUAUCACCGAUUUCAGAGAAUUUACACCUCUGGAAGUUCUCCUAGCCCGCGUCCAGGCCAGGAAAAAAAAAAAUCUGGUUCAGCUCUUCCUUUCCCAGCCUGACCUGGACAUCGAUAGCUACCGCAAUGGCGAGGUGCGCCGCCUGCUGCAGCUGCAGUUCCCGGACUUGACACUCCCGGAGGAGCGCCAAAAGCUGGAGAUCAACAAAGAAAGACUCCUUAUUAGUGUGACCUGGGGAGACGUACCCCUGUUUGAGCAGCAGUUCGCAGAGUACAUGCAGAGUCCCAAGAAUGAGAAGGGCAAACAAGUGGACGAUCUCCAGGAGACGUUAUAUGAGCUCACCAAGAGGGCCAUAGAACAGGGUAACUGUGAGGUGGUGGAGCUACUGCUCAAUGAGCCAAAUCUGCAGCUGACCAGCGACUACCGGUGCAGUUUGAUGCAAUCAGCUAUUAAUGCCUUGUUUUCGAGCCACAAUAAUCAGAAAUGCUUUGACUUGCUCUUCAACUUCCAAUGCGUGGACAUAAACGAGUCAAAUGCAAGUCAUGAGGUGCCCCUUUCCUUUGCGGGGAAAUCCGGCAAUACGUGGGCGAUGAGGAAACUGCUGGAGCAUGGCGCCUACAUAGGCUCUAAGAUCUCCUCUGAAACGUUGCCCAUCAAGGACAUUCCGCCCGAGAUACUCAAAGAACACUUUGACUCCUGCAUCACAUAUAAGGGGCAGCCCAGUGAUCCGGAUUUCGAAAUCAUCAUCGAUUACAAAAACCUGAUACCUUAUCGAACUCAGGAGGGCAGGGCCUCCGUAUCUUUAAAGCAAAAGGACCCUCCGCCCGCCUACAGGGACACGAUUAAGGGGGAGCCUUGUGAUAGGGAUAUCGAGGGCUCGAUCGAUGAUAAAAACCCGAUAUCCCCCGUUUUUUUCAAUGAAAUGGCCCCCUUCGCUUUCAUGGCCAAGUCGACGGAGAUGGUAAACCUGCUGCAGCACCCGCUAAUCUCGAGCUUCCUCCAUCUGAAAUGGCGCCGUCUUUCCAUGAUCUUUUACCUGGACUUACUGAUCUUCUUUCUAUUCAGCGUCUCCAUGUUUGCAUACACACUUCUCAAAUUGCACGCGAGCGAGCACACGGAAUUCCUGUCAUUUUCUAGAGCCUCCUCCUGGGUUGGGAUUGGCUACCUUAUUAUUCGGGAGUCCUUCCAGUUCAUGAUUGCUUCAAUUCAGGAGUGGAGGUUAUCUAACAUUAUAGAGUGGACUCUUAUCGUACUAUCGAUCUUUACAUGCAUUGAAUUGGAUUUGGACAAGGAGACACAGCGCGUCCUGGCCACUUUGAACAUCCUGCUGGUCGUCAUGGUCUUCUGCCUACUGGUAGGAUCCCAGCCAGUGCUGUGCAUUUCCACGCACAUGUUCAAGUUGCACGAAAUCUCGAACAACUUUGUGAAGAGCUUCUCCCUCUACACAAUAUUCCUACUGACCCUUAGUCUGUGCUCCUACAUGAUCUUCGGCAAUGUAACGUCGGAACCGGGUUCUGCGAACGAAAAAGAUGAUUUAAUCGACUUAUCGGAUCCCAUCAGUUCUCUGAUCAAUACCAUCUUAAACCAUCUGAAUAACAGGAACAUCACGUUUGCCAGUUCCAACCACUACCUCAUUUUCCUGCUCUUUGUGAUAUUCAUGACGGUUGUGAUUUUCACUCUGCUGCACGGUCUAGUCGUGAACAACACCCAGGAAAUCAAGACCCAGGCCGACCUAGAAGGCAUCAUCAGCCACACCCUCCUGAUGAGUCGGUACGAACAAGUCCUAACUGCUCCGUUCUUCAGGAGCAUCCAUGUGUUGCAGACGAUCUGCAAGCGGUGGGUGAGCAUCCGCCACAACCAGAUUUCCAUACAGCCGAACCAUGGCAACAAAGUGUUCCCAUCCAUGCCCAUCCUGCCCUGCUGCUGUCCCGUGCUCAUCGGAAAGUGCUCCGAGAUGAACGACCGGACGGUCAAGAUGGCCCAGGCGGUGAUCAGCAAACAAAUCAGAGCGAAGCAAGAGGUAGUUCAGAAUGAGGUCCGUCAAAAGCAAAUGCGUCAAGAAAUUAACUAUAAGACGAAUAUGUGGAAACGGGGAAGGAUGCUGGAGAACAGUGUGACUAAGAUCAUGGAUAAUAAAAAGCCCAGGCGGCAAGAGAUUAAGGAGGAGCAACUGCGCAAUGGAAUUGACAUGAUCGGCUGUCGGUUGAAAUAUAUGGAGCACCAGCUGGAUCAGCUGCUCAAGGGAGGCCUAAUCUCAAAUAAGAAAUAA